UUAUUAAAUAAUAAACAAACGAACAUGGGUGGCUUUAAUUUUCAAAACGUGAAUACCAAGUCAUUUUUCAUCUCUGCCACUGGUGUCCGUGACAGAAAAAAUCAAAGAAAGUCUGCAGCAGAGCUCAACAAGAAAUGGAACUGUGAGUGUGACAUUGAUGACGAGGAGAUUAUGGAACUAAGAUCAGAUAAAUCUGAGCUGGAUUACGAAAACUCUAAAAUAGACUCAAAAACAGACUCAUCAGAAAGUAGUUACAAGAGAGAGACAUGGAGUAGAAAAGCUGAUUUUAUAUUAUCCAUCGUGGGAUAUUCUGUAGGAGUUUCUAACAUCCUUAGAUUUCCUUACUUGUGUGUCCGUAACGGGGGCGGUGCUUUCCUGAUACCAUUUUUCUUCUUCAUCAUAUUUUGUGGACUUCCAUUGUUUUAUUUGGAAAUAUGUCUUGGACAGUUCUCUGGAGUUAGCUCCCUUUUUGUGUGGAAUAUGUGUCCCUUGUUCAAAGGUCUGGGAUAUUUAAUGGUAACAGUCUCAGCUUUGAUGAGUUGGUACUAUAUUACUAUGUUAUGCUGGAUCAUAUAUUAUUUCAUCAACUCUUUUAAAAACCCAUUACCAUGGUCACUGUGUGACCAGAGCUGGAAUGAAGCUGGCUGUAUUCUGAGUAGACUUUCAACAAAUACAACAAUGGUGAAUUGUUCUGAAGUAUUCAUGGGACAUAACUAUAUACAAGAGAAUGGAUCAUACACUUGUAAUGUAUCAAACAUUGAAUUACAGACAGCUCCUAAACAGUUCUGGCAAAAUAAUGUGCUACAUAUAUCCAGUGGUAUAGAAGAAUCUGGCCAUGUCCAAUGGCAUUUAGUUAUUUGUUUAUUGGUUGCCUGGAUACUUGUGUUUCUUUGUUUAAUGAAAGGAAUUAAGUCGGUAGGAAAGGUUGUGUAUUUCACAGCUAUAUUACCUUAUGUACUAUUGACUAUAGUAUUUGUGCGAGGACUUAUGAUGCCAGGAUCUCUGGAUGGUAUCAUAUUCUACCUAAAACCAGACUUCAGUAGGUUGUUGGAUAUUCAGGUAUGGUUAGAGGCAGGAUUACAGGUUUUCUACUCUCUAGGUCCAGCUUGGGGAGGAUUAAUAACCAUGUCAAGUUAUAAUAAGUUUGAUAACAAUUGUCUAAGGGAUGCUAUAAUAGGGACAUUAGCAGAUACCUUGACAAGUUUCUAUGGAGGAUUUGUUAUCUUUGCCAUCCUGGGAGCCAUGUCGUACGAGGCUAACCUGCCAAUAACUGAAGUGGCUACAUCAGGUCCUGGUUUAGGUUUGGUGGCCUAUCCUGAAGCCAUUAACAAGUUACCUAUGCCACAAGUUUGGGCAGUUAUAUUUUUCCUCAUGCUGUUGUUUCUUGGUAUUGAUAGCCAGUUUGGCACAUUUGAGACGGUGUGUAGUGGAUUAGUAGAUGCAUUCCCACAGAAGUUAGGCAAGAGAAGGAUACUACUGACUGCCUGUCUGUCAUGUCUCCUGUUUCUCUUAGGACUGCCUUUUACAAUGAAUGGAGGAAUGUACCUGUACCAGAUAGUAGACUGGUAUGCAGCCUCAUUGUGUGUCAUGCUUACAUCGUUCCUGGAGUGUAUUGUUAUAGGAUGGAUCUAUGGUGCUGAGAGAUUCAGUAGAGACAUUCAUUUAAUGCAGGGACGACCAGCACCUAAGAUAUUUAGGGUUUGUUGGUGUAUAGUGACACCUGCUAUAAUGCUGGCAACUUUUAUCAUGACAUUAAUACAGUACCAGCCACCGACAUAUGAGGGAUAUGAAUACCCUGUGUUUGCAAGAGCUUUGGGCCUCUUGUUGGCAGUCGUUCCACUUAUACCACUUCCUGUUCUUAUGAUAAUACAGUUUUUACAGACUCCAGGAACUUUCAUGGAGAGACUUCAGACAUUACUGAGACCUUCUAAAGACUGGGGACCUCAUCCCGAACAUCUUAAAGAGGACUAUCAGAACUCAUAUCGUCAUCAUAAAAGUCAUAACGUCUGGACGUACAUGACCACAAACAUAUUUGGACCACCUGCAUCUGAAUUGUAGCACAGACCACAGUUGUAAUAUGUCAUCAUGAUAUAUAGCCGCUCCAGGAAUUUAUAUUAUCUCGUGUCAUAUUUACUAUCAGAAUCUGUAUACUAUGGAUUCAUUUAUUUUUGUGGGUACCAAUUUUCCUGGUUUGAGGAAAACUUACAUGUUCGUGGAUAUUUAAAUUUGUGGUUUUGCCAAAAUAUGCAUACAAGCAUAUAAUUUCAUGGUUCAUCUGUUCACUUAAAAUCCAUGAAAAUUGGUAUCCAACAAAUUAUAAUGAAUUCACAGUUAUGUAAAUUCAGGAAAAUUUAAUCAGGUGAUGCUAUUAAAAAUUACUUCCUACCAGUAAAUGAAAUUGUUACUUCAUAAGGCAUCUGUUGCAUAUAUAUUGUGUAGUCUCUUUUUGAUAUUUUUGAUGCAUUCUAUAAACUGCAUAUCUCCUAUGAAUAGGAAGAAAAUCAAAGAAAAGUUGUCUAAACACGUAAAUCACAAAGCUUUGAAAAUCUUUUUAUCUUAAUUUUCCUCUUUGGUUUAUUGAUGGUGAAUAAUCUGUAUUAAACAAUGAAAUCAAAUGUUGACUUAUAUCUGGGUCUUAUGAUUUACAGGUACUUUAUUAUCAAAAACAAUGAAGAUUUGUUUAAAAGGUUUAAUUUAUCUACCUAAUGUGUUUCAUUUUAUAUCACUCAUUAUCAGUGGUUGAUAUGUACGGGUUGUUUAAAUGUGAAACAUUGUUUGUUUGAAUAUUAUGAUGGUGAUGUAUCACUUGUCAAAAUCUAUAUAACUGUUUUUUGUAACAUACAUCAUUUGCUGAGCAAUCAUUUGUUUAUUGAUAAAGGCAUUUGUGUACAUUGAUCAGGGGCGGAUCCAGCCAUUUAAAAAAAAUGAUGGUUCCCAACCCAGGAUAAAGUGGGGGGUUCCAACAAGAUGUCCCCAUUCAAAUGCAUUGAUUGGCAAAAAAAGGGGGGUUCCAACCACGAAACCCUCCCCCUGGAUCCGCCACUGUUGAUAUAAUUUAAGAUUAGGUGAAGCCAUUUUAUUCUGUAUGAAUGUUUUUAGUGAAGUUAUUGUCAAGUUAAAGUAGGUCAACUUGAUCCUUAUUAGAAGUGUGAGUAAUUUCAAUGUGGAUUUGUUAUUUUUUUCACAUAUUUAAAACUUUCAGGCUAAUGUAAUCAUACAUUUAAGGCAAUAAACAAUGUCCAUAUUGUUAUAUAGAUAUAUGUGGUAUGAGUGCCAAUGAGACAACUCUCCAUCCAAAUAACAAUUUAUAAAAGUAAACCAUUAUAGGUUUAUACCUGGAACUUCAUCUUCUGCCAAUUGAAUUGAUUGAUUGGUGUUUGGCACCACUUUUAGCACAAAUGGGAAUUUGAAGGGAUCGGUCAAUUAAGAUUGAAAUUGAUCACCACAACCUCAGUGUUGAAAGGUUAUUGAUACAGUAGUUUAACUACUAAGAAAUCUGAGGCUACUCUACCACCAAAACAAACUGGUAAGAUUGCUGCAUGUUGCCUGUAAAACCUGCAAUAAAUCAAUCAAAACAAUAAAAAUACAAGUGACUGUGAUAAAAAGUAUAUGAGAUCCAUUAUCACUGAACUAGUAAAAUAUUUGUUUAGGGGCCAGCUGAAGGACUCCUCCGGGUCGGCGAGUUUCUAGCUGCAUUGAAGACCCAUUGGUCGCCUUCAGCUGUUGUCUGCUAUAUGGUCGGGUUGUUUUCUCUUUGACACAUUCCCCAUUUCCAUUCUCAAUUUUAAUAUCUUUACUAACUGUUAACUAUAUACUAUAUUGUGGAUUAAUUGAGAAGUGCUUAAAACAUCAUUAAGUGCUAUGAAAUGUUAAGAAUAUCAUUGUUAUUCAUUUGUUUUUAGUUUAUAAAAAUUUUAAAACUUCUUGUUUAUAAAACUUCUUGUUUAUUUAUUUUUUUUUUUUCAUUUAGGCUGUAUCAAAAUAUAGAUUGUUUUGCAUGGCUGCCAUCUUACAUGCCUUCUGUCCGUAGUACAGGUUUUUUUAGUUGUUUGCAAAUUAUAUUUUUAUUACACGGCAUGAACAUACAUUCUAUGUCUUUACAUGCUUUCACACAAGUUAUUGUUUGUCGAUAAAGUAAUCAGUCAAAGCAAUUUCCCCUUUCCUGCUUGGAGAAAAUAGAUAAUACCCUACAUGAGGAGAAUGAUAGCAUUGAGACACAAUUUACAAACUAUUGUAAAACAUGAGAGUCCUUAGAAAUUGUUGUCAUAAAAAUAUAACCAACACUAUACUGUGGAUUCAUUUUUUUUCAGGGGUACAAAUUUUCGUGGAUUGAGAAAUACUUGCAUUUUCUUUGAUAUUUCAUUUCAUGGUUUUGGCAAAAUUUGUGUUCACAUUCAAUUUGAAAAUUUCUUAUUCGUUAAAAACUUAAAUUCUUGGUCCCAAAGUACUCACAAAUUCCACAAAACUGGUUUCCAAUGAAUCCACAGUAAAUUAUUUAUGAAUAUGCAUUUAGCUAUGAUGUUAUAAAUUAGCUAACAGAAUUUUAAUUGCUUUUAAUGUUUAAUGUUUUAUUUUUAUGAAUCCUAUCCUGUUACAAUUAUCACAAUAGCAAAAAGUUAUAAAUUUACAUUAAUCCUUCUUGUUGAUCUCAAGUAAAUGUUUAUUUUAUCAAACAUUUUUGUAUCUUAUUAUUCAGCAUUCAUUAGUUGUGUUAAAUAUUUGUGUAAUAUUGUAAAAAUAGUCAUUGUCAUGGUGCCAACAUUUUUCUAUUCUUAGUACAUAUAGUUUUGCAAUCUGAUAAGUGCUACAAUGAGUGCUCUGGGGAAAUAAGUAUCAAUGCAAUUAGUAAAAUCUGGAUAAUUUAUAACCAAAUGUGAUU
Mytilus trossulus (common blue mussel) is the source of this 4879-nucleotide messenger RNA. Its product is annotated as sodium- and chloride-dependent betaine transporter-like. The record is from RefSeq and is a predicted model, not a curated record. The transcript is spliced from 15 exons. Gene Ontology annotation, biological process: sodium ion transmembrane transport. NCBI's taxonomy places the organism in Eukaryota, Metazoa, Mollusca, Bivalvia, Mytilida, Mytilidae. The coding region runs from base 25 to 2058 and encodes 677 amino acids. Gene Ontology annotation, cellular component: plasma membrane.